Molecule: messenger RNA, 852 nt
Organism: Sitodiplosis mosellana (orange wheat blossom midge)
Lineage: Eukaryota; Metazoa; Arthropoda; Insecta; Diptera; Cecidomyiidae
Gene: Karl
Exons: 5
Coding region: 151-816 (221 amino acids)
Source: RefSeq, a predicted model, not a curated record
ACGGAUCGCUUCUCCACAUAACACAAUCAUUUCGUCUCAAUAGAUAAUUUCACUUUUCGUUUUACUUUACGUUUACGAAUAAAACGCGUGUGUUUACAUAAGAAAAAGUGUUUCAAGUGAUUUAAAAAGCGAGUGAAUUUAAAUAUAGAUAUGUCGAGCAAAAUCACUUGUUUAUUUACAUUGACGCUGGUAUUAUGGUUGAAUAUUUUCCAUACACCGUAUGUCAUUGCUUUCUUCGACUACAAUAAAUUCCAUCCGGUGCCCUAUCGUCCAGACUUACAAGAAAACUGUCCACAGGUGAAAGCGAUGCGAAAUUUCAAUAUAACUGAUAUGAUGGGAUUUUGGUAUGUUAUUGAAUAUUAUGCGUCGUCUGAGGAAGCGGCCGAAUACUCUUGCAUGAAAUGUAAUUUCUCGAUAUCAACGGAAAGUGCACAUAUCACAAUGAAUUUUACGUAUUUAUACAAAGACGAUCCUGACAUGGACGCAUUGUACGGAAAUUUGACUUGGAUCGUCCCAAAUGUUGACAUUCCAGCUCAUUGGAUUCACGCAGAAUAUAUAUAUGAGGGAGUCUAUAACACAUACAUUAUCGACACAGAGUACCGUGAGUGGGCAUUAAUAAUGCAUUGUGCGGAAAAGCCGAAGUCCAAUCGGUAUUUGUCGGCCCUGAUGCUCUCCAGAACACCAACGGUCGGUGCGAACGUCAUCAGUUUCCUCAGGGAGAAACUGCCUAAAUACGACAUUGAUAUUUCAUUCAUGUUUCCAAUUGACCAAGAAAAUUGUCAGAAGAUUGUGAAAAACGAAACCUAUUUCCAAUAAAACCGAAACAAUUUAUUUUCUAAAGUUUCUUUUCCA